Chilo suppressalis (striped riceborer) is the source of this 7569-nucleotide messenger RNA. Lineage: Eukaryota; Metazoa; Arthropoda; Insecta; Lepidoptera; Crambidae. The record is from the annotation of a GenBank genome assembly.
GUUGUUGUGGCGCUGCGUUGCCGCUGCCUGCCUGCGCGUCAAACUCGAACAAAAUAGUCCGUCAAACGACGAUCCGCGUCGAAAACACUCGUUUGCGCGUUGAAUGUACCACUGUCGUGUAAACUUUGUGUAUUUGUGUUCUGAAAAUGCCAUUUAUUUCAAAAGACUGGCGAUCACCAGGCGAAGAGUGGGUGAAAACGCAAGAAGGCUGGGAAAAGAAGAAAGUAUUGGAAUGCACUUCUCAAAGAUAUCCCGCAUUAAAUAAUUUUAAUAAUUCGGCUGAUAGUCAACAGAAGUCUUGGUCAGAGGGCGAAGAUGGCGAGAAAACGAGUGAAUCUGGAAAUAGGAUACCACCCCAUUGUCAUAUCACAAUCAAAUGUACACGAGAGAUUGCAGGGUUCAACGGGCUGUCGGAAGCAGUCCGUCGGUUGGACUUCUCAUCGGCCGUCCGUGACGUGCGACGGUUCAACUACAUAUGCGCACUGCUCGAGCUGCUGCUGGGCGGGCAGAAGCUGACCCACCUGCCCGGUGCGGCACAGAAGCUGCUACUCUCCAUGUUGGAGCAGCUCGCAGACCAAGUGGCCACAUCGAAGCAAAACUUGAACGCACUGAGGGCCUUAGUGGUAGCGUUGUCGGCGCUACGAGAUGCCGAGCGGCGCGCGUGCUGGGGAAGACCCCUGGGGUCCCGCGCCCUGUGGGGCCACCACGACGACGCUAUCGACAGGAUCAACCGGAUAGCCAACAGUAUUAAUAUACAGGAGCCCGGUCCAGAAGUAGUGCCUAAACUUCACGAUUUGCCUGAAGAAUGUAUAAGAGAGAUUUUACUUAGGAUAUCGGAUCACAGGGAUUUAGAUGCAGCGUCGUCCGCAUGGAGCGUAAUGUCUGACCUAUGCUCGGAGCAGCGCUUGUGGCGAUCGUUGGUCCGCUACCACUUCACGGCGCAGCAGCUGCGCGCCGUGCGGCAUCCCGCGACCGACUGGCGAGCUACCUUCCAUCGCCUGCGCAGAUUAUAUGGACUGCGCGAAGACGCACAAUUCGCUGAAACGCUGUCAUUGUGCCGCCACUGCAAGUGCCUGUUCUGGCGUUCCCUUGGACAUCCCUGCAUAGCAGAUCAGUGCCCAGAAUACCGCGAGCGCCUCCGCGAGGCAGGCGGGCCGCUGCCUCCACACCCGGUGCCGCCCGCAGCCUUCCUCAAGUUCUUCUCGCUAUAAAGACAAGGCCUAAACUAAACCAAAACAAAUAAGAAAACUGUUCAAACCACAGACAUAUUUGAGUAGACGAGACGACGCAUGCGCGUAAAUUUGUAUGAAAACUUUAAAUGAGAACAGAAUAAUUGGUUUUACCGUAUUUUUUACGUCGGGAACGGUGACGGGUAAAAUUUUAAUAACGCCAAAGGAAGACGGUGGUGUCGAUUUUGACAUGAUACCUCUAAAGAUACAAUUACAUUUAACAACAGUGUAUCCUUGUCAUUCUGUAUCACGGAGUGAAAAGGAGAGACAUGUUCAAUUAAGUAUAGAGAAUCGUUCCAGAAUCGACACCAUUGGCCUUCCCUUUUGGCUCGCGAAGUACAUACUCUUGCAUUAUUAUUAUUUACUCCGCUCACGUGUUCCCUCCCUCUUACAACCUGGAAUCCUUUAAAAGAGGCGUGAAGAAGCAACGUGCAGGCCGGCAGGGUGAGGAUGGCUGGUGUGGCAGGUAAAACUGCCGUAUCAGCUAUCUUCACGUCUGGACUUCACCUUGACUUAACAUCAGGUGGGGUGGAGUCAUUUGUCGGACCUAUCUAUAAAAAAAAUCUAUUUCAAUCUAUGUCUGUGGUUCUAGCAUAAUAUACAGUGCGACCAUGAUAUUGUGGCACUUAUAUGACAUUGACAGGAGGGCGCUGAUGGUCAACAAUUGGUGAAAUAAGGAUUAAUAAGUCCGUAUAAUGCCCUCACUGAAGGGAACGUUAUAAUUUGCUAUAAUUCACAAAGAGUUAUAGGAAAUAUAAAAGGCUUAUUUAUACCUCCUUAAAACACAAAAUCCUGGUCGUACUAUAGAUUGCGAAUCAAACUUAAGGGCCGCUGUGAAGUUAGCUCAAGUCGCGGCGCAGUAAACGAAUUACAGUGCGACAAGAAUAUUUAAUUUAAGCAUGUGGGUGACAGUUCAAGGAGGGCGCCACUGUCUACGUUAAUGACACACAAAAUAUGACGUUUACAAAGAUGGCUUGGAAUGGAUUAGUUCCAAUUUUCGCCACAUUCCUAAAGAUCCUUGUCGCAUUAUACAGGCGUCCCGUGGGUUUGUCAAACGGAGGGAAUGUAUAUUAAAUAUUGAUGAUAGGAUAUUAUACUGAAAGAAGACAUAAUUUUAUUUUUAAUAACAUGUUGAACUGCAUUCAUAGUUUUAAAAAAAUCGCCUGCCAAAACCGGGAAUCACACUCGUGACAUGUAUUUUAUGGUAACCGUCGAAAGGGUUAAAUCAUGUGGAUUAUUAUUUCCUAAAUAACAUAGCAUUUUUUUCGAAUUUCACGAGUUUGAUUCCCCAGGCAAUUUAAAAAAAUAUGUUUAUGCAGUUCUAGUUAUUAUUAUAAAAUGAUGUCUUCUUUCAGUAAAAUAUCGUAUCUUAAAUAUUUAAUAUACUUUCUCUCCAUGUGACAAACCCUCCGUGUACCUCUAGCACGAACCACUUCCACUUCCACUUGGGUAUUAUGGCUCCAUCGUUAUGCACGAUGAUUCUGCCAAUGUCAGGGUUAAGAAAGGCACUGUUAUAUCGGUACUCAUCUUUGUACGGUGUGGUAGCCUGGUUUCCUCGUGGAGCUAUCGCGUGGAGUUGAGAUUCUAGAAUAGGACAACACAUAUAACAUCACAAGCGGACAUGUACCCAAGCAUACAAAUUGUUAGUGUCUUUGUUACUGUAGUAAAGCAUUGGAGUUGGAUUGUAAGAGGUGACACGGCAAAGUAUAUAAAUAGUUUGGACAUCAUAAGACAAUUCGAUAAUGGUUCGUUCUAGGGGUACUGAAAUCUGCAUUGGUCAAAGUUGCUAUCGUUGUAACUUCACAACCGCCUUAACAUUAUACGAUGAGAUAAUUAUGUCGACACUUGGUAAAGCUUACAGAAUUCAUAAAUAUUUAUUUUUAUAUAACUUGUGGUCUCAUUUGCAAUCAGUAAAAUUUAAGCAGAUAUUAAAAAGGUUGCGAGUUCACAAAUUUAAAGAUUUUUAUUACUAAAAAAAAUUGCUGGGCUGACUGGAUUUCUUACCAGUAAAAGUUUUUCUAUGGAUUUAUAAAUUAAUCAUUUAUCGGUUAAAACAUAAUGGCUGAUAGGAAUUUUUGUAUGUCCAAUACAGCUUGUAACAUCUUUAUCGCUAAGAGCAUAAUGUAAGUUACUAACUUAUUUAGAAGAUUAUUAUAUCUCUAUGAAGAAAAAAUAAUCACUCGACCACAAAAGACUCAAACCUCAGUUAUUGUUCUGAACUGUAAACAAUAGUACUCUUAUAUGGUUAACUGUCCUGUAAGCUUAAGAUAUUUCUAAUUUAAAAAAGCUCUUGUUUUAAUUGACAUAAAACAUAAUAAACCGCCCACUAUUGACUUGUUUAAUAUUAUGGAUUACGAAAAUCGACAUUAUUAUAUUAAUAAAGAGGCAUUCUUGUCCUAUUGAAGGCAACUAAGUAUUUGCUAGGUUUAGAAAUUACUAAUGUUCGUGCGGUGAGAAGCGAAUGCUUGCGAUCUCAGGCGGAUAGGCCUAAAAUGUGAACUCACAUCACACGUAAAUGUUGACUAUCUAUAAUGUGUUCUACUAUACUAUUAAUAAGGCUGCUUGUUGAGUAUUAUCUGAGUGAGAAUAGGGCGCACCCAAGUCGCAUAAUAUUGAGUGUAAACGGUUUUGUGAUAACACAACUUUUGUGGAUUCAAAUGUAUUGGGACUUAAUGAAGAAGAUUUUAAAGGAAUCAAUAUUUCAAUACACCGAAAGCCUGUAUAUUGAUGUUUUAAUUUUAAACAAUCUACUCAAAUUUUUGCUUCAGAAAGUUUUGUACUUUUAAUAAAAAAGGCUGUAUGUAAACUGGCGAGGACUCAGUUAACCGGUUUAUUUAUAAACGAAUGAAUAAAACAAAAUUUUAAUUGUUUACUUCAUGAUUUCAGGCGUUUUACCAAAAAGUAAAAUUUAUUGAUAGUUCCCACAGCUGAGCUACGUUUAUCAAAGUGCGAAAGAAUUUUAUUCUCUUACAAGCUUUCAGUGUGUGGAAACUUUGUGUCGUGUGUACUAACAUAUGUAAUAAUAAUUAAUAAAAAAAAUACUAAAAGCCAGUGAAAGUUACAGAAUCUAUUUAUGACCAAAUAAUUAGUUAUCUUUAUUAACAAAAUGUUACGUGUUAUUUUUGGUGGUACCGAAUUUUAUUACUUAGUGUAGUUUUGUUUUUUAUGUAUGCUUGUUUUCGCAUUACUAAUCAUUAAUGUCUAAAUUACCUAUUAAUUAAUGCUUUAAAAACCUAUGUGAUAAUUCCAAAAUUAAAUGAAUAAAUUGAAUUUAUAAGUGAGUUAUUUUCGUGUGUUGCAUGUCGUUUGUUAUACUUAUUAUUAUAUUCAUAAUUAUUGUAAUAUUAUAUUGCAAUGUAAAGAGACUUUAAAUUUUCGUCAAAACAUUUUACAUGUAAAAAAAUAUCAUACUUACUAAAUAAUUUAGAAAUAAAACUUUUUGAAUAAUGUUUAAGUGAGUAUGGCCUUAAUUGGGUGAAUACGCAGUAUAUGAAGGAUUCAUGUGAAAUAUGUUACUCCUACAAUAACAACACAAGUACAAUUUUAUUUUUUCAUUCCAUGUAUAUUCAGUUUUUACCGCAUUUAAUCGUUCAAAGUGCUUUUUUCGUCGUUGAUCAUCACUGUCAUGGAGUCCAGGAAAAGGGGUAUACAUACAAAUAAUAUUUUUAUAUAUCUGUCAAAUAGUAAGUAGCUAUUAUUAUUCAAACACUCAUUAAAAGAACUUCUUACAAGAGAGACAAUUCUUGCUACAGAUAUCAUUGUAUCAGCACCAAAUGAAUGAAAACAGAAUUCCUUUCAUAAUCAAAGCAGAAUUCAUUCUUCAUGUGAAGAAGUAAAUUUAAACCAGAAGUAUAAGCCGCGGCGCGAAACUCUAGCGCUAACCGUUAUUGCGCAGAAGUAAAAAUUAAGAUGUGUUGGGGGUAGGCUUGCCAGGUGUCCGGCUUUAGCCGGACAUGUUUGGAUUUUUGCGGUCGCGUCUGGCCAAAUAUGUACGGGUUUGGCCUGUCCGGCUUUUGUCAGGCUUUUUGUCAGAGUGGCGAUUCGUACGACGAUGGGCGGUCGAGCGUCCGGACAAGAGAGCAAACUGUUUGCGCGUGUGGCGCGUGACUACCCCGCCCCGCUGUCUGAUAUAAUAAAUAUAUCCGGCUUUUACGGCAAAAUGUCGGGCCUUAUAUAGUGCGCAGUCCGGCCUUUGCAUUUUAUGGCCUGGCAACGAUAGUUGGGGGGAAACGAGGUGCGCGGGUGAGAGACGUUGCGCCGAUUGUCUCUCGAGUCGUACCCAGGCGCAGCUUUCUCUGACCAGUACUUUAUGUGUAAAGUCCAACAUUAUUUAUUAUUUUACUUAAUGUAAUAUUUAACUCUUACUGAUAAUAAGAAUAAUAAUCAUUUGGUCUACUCUCGUACAGGGCAUAACUUUUCAUGGUGAGCAUUUUGAAAUAUAUUAUUUUUUCAGUUGGUGCUGAAUAUAUGUAGUGAAAAAUCUAUUUUUGAAUAUUUAGAAUACUUGUUGUCUAAAGUAGUUCUACUAUAAAGAUAUAUUUAGCGCUAUGUAAAUUACACUUCAAUUAUAAAAAUAGCGUACACUGGAACAUGUACUUGUGGUAAUUUGGAGUUUAAUUUUAUUGUAGGAUGAAUCUACAGUAUUUGAUGUCCUCAUGAUAGUAAAAUUUAGGUUGGUAGUUUAAGGUGGAGGCAACUUAAAGAACAUUUAUAUGACUAGCAUUUAUUUAAAUGUUAACAACGUCUCACUUCAUUCACAGUGAUGUCAUCAAUCUUUCACAUUGAGAUUGAUGAGAUAAUAUACUUUGUUUUUAUGUUUUAUUUUGAUUAUAUGUUGAUAGAAAUAUCUAACCAUCAAUGAGGCUUAGUCAAUUGUCAAUUGACUUUCUGCAAGUGAUUGUCUGAAUCUGAAUUGAACUUUUUUUAUAUUAUUUAAUUUGUAGAGUUUGCGGUAUUUAUAGUUGUUAACAUUUGAAAGCGACCACAUUGUCAUUAAAAAAAAACACUGUACCAUGUAGUGUAGAUGUUGAUAUUGUGAUAUUUUAAGAUAAAUUUAUUGUAGAUUAAUUUUAAGAAUUUGAAAGACCCAUUGAAGUAAAAAUUGUUCUAGUAGCUAAAAUAGCAGCUUACAUAUUAUUAUUCAUCUUGAGUCAUUUUUGUUUAAUCUGUGAUGUGUUUUUGUGCAAAGGAAUUGUUUUUUUUUCUUGUGUUCUCACUGUGUUAUUGUACUGUGUAAUGGUAUUUUCUGAAUAAAGUUAUUUUGAAUAAGAAUUAUUUUUAAUUUCCGCUGAUCUUUAGUGUGAUGCUACAACUAAUACAAUUUCCACCCAGUUCUGUUAAAUUUAAAAUUGGCCCAAACAUUAGUAAUGAAAAUUGUUGAAAAAUUAAAAUUUUUUCCAGCCUAGCUAUGUUAAGUGUAAGUGGAGACAAAAUUUAAAUGAAACAAUAGAAAAGUGCCAUUCCUAGGGGUUGUUUAAAUUGUAACCCCCUUUAAGCCGAACCAAGUAACAAUGUGGCACAAGCUAAUUAAUGUUUUUCCAAAAUAUAAAAUGGAAAGGAAUAAGGAAAGUAAUAAAGUUACACAAAUAAAUUCCUGAAUCCAAAUUCCUACACUGUACUUACCAAAACAAACACAUCAUGCCAAAUGUCAACACAUGGUCUUCUACAAGGUGGUUUCCUCCCCAGACAGACAAUCCAAUCAAAGUUGAAAAAAAACAGGACAAACAAAAAAAAUUAGUUACUAUAAAUCUGGUGCCCACUUACGAACGAUACGAUUUUAUGGAUGAGUUGGCCAAAUUUAAUGGGACGAAUUUUAAAGUUUCACUGCUGUAGGCAUAUGUCACUAGUCCAAUUUCACGAAUGAAAAUCAAAGUAUAUUUUAGGUUUAUUUAUUAUAAACAGAUUCUCGUAUAUUAAAAAUGUUAAAGUAUUUUAAGUUAAUAUUUACACGAACAAAAUCUCUUACUUGAUCAAGAGAGAUCACUCUUAACUUUCUCACAAUGUCGCACCAGGUCUUUUAAUUUAUAUACUAAAUCCUGUAACUGUUGACUGCCACACGUAAAACUAAUAUCGUUUCCGCUUUCCGUUUUUAAUAUUACUGAGUAUAACAAGUUAUCUGAACCAACUCCGGGUGUAUUCGUAACAACCUCCAGUUUCCACUCGACGUCAACUAUUUUGGGAAGCACGCCGAUAUCAGGAGCCUUGUGUUCUUCCAUAUUGAUGAUUUAUUUAUGAGUAAAUUAAAUAAUUGCUUUUUAACUUCAUUUGAUCAAUUUAGAAAUCUUAGUCUUCUCGUGUAUGUCUUGUGUAGUUCGCGAACUAGGCUUGUUGAAAAUAUAUC